Rotaria sordida is the source of this 3774-nucleotide messenger RNA. Lineage: Eukaryota; Metazoa; Rotifera; Eurotatoria; Philodinida; Philodinidae. The record is from the annotation of a GenBank genome assembly.
AUGAAAAAAUUAAAUCGAGCAAUUAUCGAAAGAAAUGCCUUUAGUCCCGAAACAAUCUAUCGAGAUUUUAUGAUUGAUCAAUGGUUAAAUGUUUUGCUAAGUAAUCGAACUAUCUUUACGGAAGAUGAAGCGACGGCAAUCAAAAAUAAAAUUAAUCAAUUAAAACAGAAUAUUCUCGAAAAAAGUCAUUUUAAAGAAGCGAAACAAUAUCAAAUUCAACAAGCAUAUAAUGAAUUCAAACAUUUCGUUAUCUUAGGUCAUCCAGGUUCAGGAAAAACCACCAUAUCCAAAUGGUUAGCAAUGAAUAUGGCGAAGCAAUGUUUAGGUGAGGCCAAUCUUUUAUCUGAUUGUACAGAAAAAUUCCCAAUUUUUAUUCCAAUUUGGAAAUAUGUCGAUCAAAUGAAACACACCCAAAAUGAACAAAAAAAAAGUUUACUUCAAUUUAUUUAUGAAAAUCCAACUCUUAAUUCGACAUUCUUCACUCCUGAUGAACAGAAUGAUCUUUCGUCGUUGGUACUUUCCUCAUUAAUGCAGGGCAAUGUAUUGAUUAUUUUCGAAGGAUUAGAUGAAGUUCCUGCUCAUAUUGAUCGAUCAGAUUUAAUGAAAGAAAUCAAUGCUCUCUUAGAACGAGGUAUUGAUUAUGAUAUGAAUACUGGCAAACUUUCUUAUUCCAUUUAUGAACAAAAAGAAAUUCAUGGAACGAAAUUUCCGAAUCUAGGCAAUCGAUUUAUUAUCACCAGUCGAAUUGAGGGGAAUUAUUUCGAAGAUAUUAAUUUUUCUAUUCCAAGAUUAACCAUUGAAAACAUGUCCAAUGAUGCAUUGAAAUUAUUCUGUCGAUCAUAUAUGAAAUGCAUCAAUGAUACUUCGAUGAAAAGAGAGAAACGUGGAAGUGAUCAAUUGUAUGAAGAUAUUGCACAGAAUAAAGAUAUUUUUCAACUAGCAAUUAAUCCUCAACUAGCCAGUGUAAUUGCAGCGAUUUAUAAUCAAUUAGAAGAUAAAUUACCUAAGAAAAGAAUUGAUUUAUAUGAAAUAGCAAUUGAGAAAAUGAUUGAACGAUUAGUUCAUCUUUCCAUUGAUGAUUUAGGAUUAACUGUCACGAUGUUCUGGUCAAUCUUACAAGAAAUUGCCGAUUUUUUACAUAGUAAAAAUUUGCAUCAUGAUUCUCCUAUUUGGAAUUGGCCUAUCGAUGCUCUCCUACGUUUCUAUUCCAAAGAAAUCGUCGUCGAUGCAGUAGCAACACAAUUGAAAUUUAAAACAACUCUCAAUCAUGAUCCUCGAAUGAUCGUUUAUAUUGCCCAGAAUAGUGACUGGUUACGUUUAAUCCUAGCUCUGUAUGGAGGGUAUGAAAAUUAUCAUUCGCAAGAAAGUAUUUCCGAAUACAUGGAACUAUCUCAGUUUCUUGCAUUAAGUGAUAUUGAACGAGCACCAUUUAUCUUUUAUUAUCAAGAAUUAUGGGAUAGAGACGAUACAGCUUAUAGCAUGGCUGUGCGUGCUGAAAAAAUCAGCAGUUCCAAACAUUGGAACGACCAGCCGUUAUUUGAUCAAGAUAAAAUUUACAAAGAAUCAUUUUUAACCAAUCAAAUUCUCGAAUUGCUUCGUAAGAAAAAACCUCCAACAGAUUUAUUAGAAGGAUUACGAAAGAAAAUAAGCGACGAGAAAUUGAGUGUAAGUGACGAAAUGGAUGUUUUUCUCGCAUUAAUCGUUUUAGAAGAUUUCGAUUUAAUCAAUACUGCUAUCAAAACAAAAGCUGAAAUAUUUCGAAAAAGUUUUACAAACAGAAUUGAACAAUUAAUUUAUGUUUUAAAAGAUCACAUUGCUAGAUGCUCUUCAUCUAUUGCUGAUUAUUUUAUGUCAAUUUAUAAUAAUCUCACAACAAACGAACUGCUAUCUACUCUUAAUUUUUCUGAUUAUUGCAAAAUAUAUUUAGCUUUAGUGGCUAAUAGUGGAGGCUUACCAGUUGAUACGAAAAGUCUAGCAGAAGCUAUGGAUAAUGACGAAAAUAGAUGGAAUUUUUAUGCAGAAUAUUACGCCUUUAAAUUGACUGGUGCUACUGAUGAUUUUCGAUAUAGUAUAGCGGUGAUAGCAGAUGAGUUCCAUACAUCUGGAAAAGUUGAUCAAAUUCUCGAACCAUUUUUACGAAUUAAUGAUGUAGUUCAAAUGUAUCAACCAAUUCGAGCAUAUACAUGGGUUACAGACACAUUCACUUUCAAACCAUCGAAUGAAGUUUUGCCCACUGUUCAACGAUGGUUUACAAGUAAUCAUACUCAUCAAAUCAAAAAAUUAGCCGCUCUAUUACUCGCAGAAGCUAAACAUGUUUUUGAAUCGGCUAUUGAUCAUCUUAUCGAUUUAUUAAGCAAUGAUAAUGAUCAAAUGAGAUAUAGAGCUCAACGAAUUUUUCAACAUCCAGAACGAAAUCCUAGUGAACCUAGUAAACGAGCCUCAGUAAUCGGAGAAAAAACAUUAAUGAAAAUUCUCGAAAAUAUUUCGAUCAGAGAAUAUUUACCAAGAAUCCGAGCGUAUUUAAAUAGUUUCUUCUAUGACGUAUGUUGGGAUGACCCACAAGUCUUUCAAAACUUAUAUGAAUCAAUAACCAAACUACGAGAAAGUAGUCUUCAUGAUGAAACAAAAUUGUUUUUUCUGAAUCGGAUCAAAUUUACCAAUAAUCAUACAUGGAAUGCGCUUCUACGAGCUGCAGAAUCACCCCUACAUCCAUCAUACGUCGAAGAACUAUUAUUCUCCACGAUGACAUUAACACACCAUGAUCAAAUUACAGAUGAUAAUUGGCUAGAUUUUGCAAGAAUUCUUUCAAUAACUGAUACAAGUCAAUUUAAAGAACAAUUCUAUUUUACACGUACAGAUGUAGAUAUCAUACGUUUUAUAAUUGAUCAAAUCUUUGCCGUGACAGAUUUCACCGAUGAAACUUAUUUUGCUAUUCUUGAAUCCAAAUUAAUUAGCGAAAUCACCGUGAAAGUUGAAGAACUUUCACAGAAGAAUUACGUUGAAAUUAAACAUCUUGCUCAUUGCAAUUUUUUUGCUGCAAUUAAUUACAAUCAAACUAUAUUAAAUAUGUUAAACAAUAUUUCAUUAACUAUCGUUGUCAUGGAUAUUCUCAUUCGAUGGUUAAUCCAAAAAAUGACAAGUUUUAAAGAUAUUGGUAAUUCGAUGUUUUCCUGCAUGAUAGUAGAUUGUUUAUUAUCUUUGGUUUCUGCAUGUGUACAAAAAGAAGAUUAUCUAUAUCGAAAAACAACCAAUUCUUCUACGUUUAAUAAAGUACAAAUGAUUAAACUUUUAGAAAGAAUGUUGAAUUAUCAUCCGUAUUUUCCUGCAAGAGGAAAUGCUUUUAUCUUACUUGCAGCUAUGGAUCAUUCCAAUCAUCAAGUCAUGAUCAAUGCUAUGAAUGCAUUAUUGGAUGAAAAUGUUGUGAAAGAAUAUUCGGUGAUUGGAGUUCCACUGAUACAUUUAUCACCGAAUGAAUUUAUCGAUGAUUUAUUAAAAUCAUUAAAAAAUGAAAGUGCAAUUAAAACUUAUGAAAUCUUGAAAAUCUUGACUGAAUUUGCUUUGAAUGAAAAAAUUGAUGCUCAUAGUAAAUCGAAGAUAAUUAAUUAUUUAGCAAAAGAAAUCGGACAAUUAAAAUCAAAGAAACCUGUAAAUUAUUACUACACCGAUAUCAGAAUUCCAUUUACAACAACUUUAGAAAAUGAGUUAUAUAAAGCAUGGAUUAAAAUUCAAGGACUGUCGGGUAAAACUCAAUAUUCACUUUCAGUCAAAGACUAA